Triticum aestivum (bread wheat) is the source of this 1315-nucleotide messenger RNA. RefSeq names its product B3 domain-containing protein Os06g0112300. Gene Ontology annotation, molecular function: DNA binding. The transcript is spliced from 3 exons. Lineage: Eukaryota; Viridiplantae; Streptophyta; Magnoliopsida; Poales; Poaceae. Bases 767 to 1201 code for a protein of 144 amino acids. The record is from RefSeq and is a predicted model, not a curated record.
CCUUCUCUUUUACUUGCUUGCGACAAACUCUAAUUUGUAGACCUCCAUUUUGUUUUCCAAUUUCUCUUUCGCCUUUCCAGGGAGCAGCGAUGGCAUCUCUGAUCUCUGAAAUCCUAACAAUCUAACAUUCCGCAAGUGAAUGUAACAUGUGGUAUAUAUUGUUGCAUGUAUAAUAUUUUGUUGGGGUGGAUUUCGUACACAAUCUUACAUUGUUCUAACCUUGUAAGAAAAAAAAUGAAAUUACUUGGAGCCAAUGUAUGUGAUUUUGUAGAACUGUGGGAGUGGAUUUUUUUUACAUGAUCUUACAUUAUCCUAACCUUGUAGAAAAAAAAACUGCAGUGUUAAUGAAGCUCUGAUGAGUUGUUGAAUUGGCAAACUAAAAUAUAAAUGAUGGGUGCUGAAACUCCCAUGGAUUGAGCAGAGGAAAAAUAACUCUAGGAGUGAUGGAUGCACCUUGGCAGCUCCAUCACAGGCUAGCUACAAAAUGCAGUGAGCUGUGAAUUCUGGCCAAUGUUGGGAGCAGUGAAAAAUAACUCUAUAUGUCUAUAUAUGUGCUAAGUCAGUUAAUUGCUUGAAUUCCAUAGUACUGCUGGUUGGUUGGUUCUCUUGCUUUUUUUUUACCAUGGUAAGUUGGUAAAGUUCAGGAGGCAUUAAGUUGGCUGCAAGGCCGCUCCACAGAGAUAGCAGUGGAGUUGCUAGAUCUGCCAUUGGCCGAAGAACAUCCAAGUGAAGUGUUUUCUUCUUCCUUGCCUGCUUUGCUCUGGUCAUGCAGCAGUGCGCCGGCGAGGAUGAGGAGACCACUCCACUCUCCGGCGACCAGUCCUUCUUCACAGCCAUCAUGUGCAAGACCCACGUCCAGAAGCCUUAUCUGCUGAUCAUCCCGACCCACUUCCAGCGCCGGCUGCCGGCAAGGCGCGCGGCGGUGGUGCUCCGGUGCCGCGGGAGCUCGUGGAUCAUGAGCUACUGCGGUGACACCAAGCUGAAGAGGCUCGACCAGGGCUGGGAGCACUUCGCCGUCCACAACCGGCUGCAGGUCGGCGAUGCGUGUGUGUUCGAGCUGGUGUCCGGGUAUGCUGGAGAUGGCGGCAAAAGGGAGGUGGUGCUGGAGGUGCAGGUGCUUCGACGCGGUGGCCUGCCGGAGCCCGAGGAUCUCGCCACCAAAGGAGACACCGCCGACGAGGCCAUCAUCAUCUUGGACUAGUCAUCGAUAGUGAGAGCUGGCUGCACUUGUUGCUGGUGUAUGUAGAUUCAUUCAAUGUACGCGUGUCUUGUUUGUAAGACAUCGACCACCAUAUUAUUAUUAGCUUGCAUUUCA